AAUAAUUGACUUUAUUAGACCUCCUUAUAACCCUGUGUAUUUUAUUGGUCUAGUAAACAGAUCUGUGUUGAACCGACUAUGGAGCGAACUUUCACGAGAGUUGCCGAAAAGAUCCGAACUUUGUGUUGCCGUGGAAACUGCCGGUGUCGCCCCCAAACCGUAACGUUAGAGCAGGAAUGUCGGAGUGAGAGAGGGUCGCUUUGCUCUUUCAGUUUAGAAGAACUGCUAGAAGACUUCUGAUCUGAGGGGCAUGUCUCAGGCUCUGCUGGAUCCUCUGCUUCUCGAUGAGGAGAUACAUGAGGAGAAGAAGGACACAGGCGGAAGCUCAUUGUGGGAACACGAGGCGCUCGCGCAGAUUCCUGUAAAGGUGUUAAGGGGACAUGCUGACUCCAUCACCAGCUGUCACUUUUGUUUUCAUGACACUCGACUUCUCACCAGCUCCCAUGACAAGACAGUGAUAUUUUGGGAUGUGGAGACAAGGGCUCAACUGAUGCAGCUCAAAGGAGGACACUCAGGAGCCAUCACUGCAUGCUGUUUGGUCCCGGAGAAGAACAGAGUAAUAACAUCCUCUUGGGACAAGACCAUUAAUGCCUGGGAUCUGGAGACUGGUAAAAUUCUGUGGACAGUAAUGCAGGGCGGUUUGUUGAUGUCAUGCAGUGUAUCAGGGGACGGAGAGUAUGUGGCAUCGGCCUCAGACAUGGAGAACGCUCUGUAUAUCAACUGUGCAGAUACAGGACAGAGACUGCAUUACAUUCCAGGUCAUCAUACAUCCACUGUGAUGAGCUGUAGGUUUGAUGCUCAGAAUCAGCACGUGGCCAGCGUCUCAGCCGACAGAUCCAUAAAAUUAUGGGAUCUUUACUCUCACAAAACCACUCUGAGCAUUAACAGUACUCACACAAACGUUAUCUCAGGCUGCUGUUUUACACAAAAUGGUCAUUGUUUAUGCACGGCAUCAUGGGACCGUACGCUACAGCUGUGGGAUGUGCAAACGGGUUCGUUUCGUAACAGAGGGGGAGAAAAGCUCUGCAAAGGCCACGAAGGAAGCAUCAGCUCCUGUGUUUUCUCCAAUGAUGCCUCUAUUCUAGUGUCUGGGGCAUAUGACAGGACCGUUGCAUUGUGGGAUGUGAAGGGACUGUACAGAACUCUGGUGCUGAAGGGUCACCUGGACUGGGUGACAUAUGUGGACAUUAGUGCUGAUAAGAACUGGGUGGCUUCUUCCUCCAAGGAUUGUACAGUGCGUCUGUGGAACAUUGAGCAGCAUGAAAGCAUUCCUGCAGUCAGGCAGAGCAGGAGAGCGCAUGGACAUGAAACUCAUAUACUUAAGUGUGAGGAAUGUGGAAAAGCGUUUUCAGGAUCUCGUCUGGAGAACAUCACCAUGUGCGUGUUCUGUAGAAUGAAGACUCCUAACAGAACUCUACCAUCACCUCCUCCUCUUUAGCAUUGAGAAAGCUGAUCAUACUAAUGUAGCUAAUGAAGACAAUAGACGGAGAAAAUGUGUUUCUUGAGCCAUCGGAGAAAUUUACCGACAACACAAACUCUUGUAUGUAGUUUGUACUUUUGGGAAACAGUCAUAUUUGAGCUGUAAUAUAUUGCUUCACACUCAGCGGCGCCGUGGCUUAGUUGGUUAAAGCGCCUGUCUAGUAAACAGGAGAUCCUGGGUUCGAAUCCCAGCGGUGCCUUUUGUCUUUUUAUUAAAAAAAAGAAGUUUAUUAAAUUUACAAGUAAUAAACCAACAUUUAUGCGAGUUGUACGAAUAGAAAUGUGUUUUAUAAAUCACAACUCUUAUUUUGAUUCAUAUAUAUAAAAAAUUGAUAAAUACAUACAGUUCCAUUUUCCUAAUAGUUACUGCAACAGGUAAAUACAUUAAUUUGUAUAUUAGAUUUUAUUUGAAGAACAAA
Messenger RNA from Silurus meridionalis, 1898 nucleotides. Its product is annotated as WD repeat-containing protein 88-like. Bases 251 to 1438 code for a protein of 395 amino acids. NCBI's taxonomy places the organism in Eukaryota, Metazoa, Chordata, Actinopteri, Siluriformes, Siluridae. Gene Ontology annotation, molecular function: protein binding. The transcript has 11 exons. The record is from RefSeq and is a predicted model, not a curated record.